AUGUUUGGGAAAAAACCGAAAUCGGACGAGAAAAAGUAUCUCGUCGAGCAAAAAACAGCUUUAAGGAAGGAAAAUCAAUAUAAAAAUUAUGGCGGAACCCUUACAGCAGAUAACGAAUUGUUACUCGAAGAUGAUACUGACUUUUCAUUAUUUCCAUCGGCUGUGAUUUACGUACUUUUAUCAAAAACAUUUGAGGCUACGGCAGCAAAUGGAAUAAGGAGUGUCCUUAGUUUAUACUUAAGGGAUAGUUUAAUGUUUAAUGAAGGCUUCGCAACGAUAGUGUUACACAUUUUCAAUUUCUUCUCUCAAUUACUGCCAAUUUGUGGUGCCAUUUUGGCUGAUUCAUACUGGGGAAAUGCAAAGACAGUAUUUGUUUUCAACAUUCCGUACGUCAUCGGUUACUUAGGAAUGUUUCUUGCUACAUUGCCUUAUCUGUUCUCGUAUCAUUCUAUUGUUUACAUGUCAUUGCUUUUCAUCGCUACGGGAAAUGGCUUUUUACGAGCAUGCAUAACAGCUUUAGGAGCUCAUCAAUUUAAAAUUCCUGAACAGAAGGUUGCAUUGGAUCGUUACUUUUCGGCAUAUUACUUCUUUUAUUAUACAGGCAUAUUGAUUGGAAAAAUUGUACCUCCAUACGUUCGUACGAAAGUUCUCGUGACUAAAUAUUGCAUUGAACAAGGACAAUGUUACACAGCAGUUUUUGGUGUCAUCGCAUUUUCAUUUUUAGUCUCAUGGAUCAUAUUUCUCUGUGGUCUAUCAUCUUACAAGCCUGAAUAUCCGACACGUGACAAUACAAUGAUCAAUACAUUUAAUUGCAUUAGCUACGCAAUUUACAAGAGUGUGCAAAGGAAAUCAGAGAAGCAGGAACAUUGGCUUGACAGGUCAAUAGACAAAUAUACAAAAGAAUUUAUUGAGGACGUAAAGACUUUCCUUAAAAUUGUUAAAUUAUUUUUACCACUUCCGAUUUUCUAUGCAUUAUUGGCACAACAAGACUCUACGUGGACAUUCCAAGCUGCUUUAACCAACACAAAUAUUCUAGGAAUUGAAAUUCAAGCUGAUCAAUUUAAAGCUAUUGGACCAAUUUUGUUACUUUUGUUGAUUCCUUUAUGGCAGAAAGGAAUUGAACCGAUGUUGAAUUACUGCGGAAUUCAUCUUUCAUCACUCGAAUGUGUUUUUAUUGGUGGAUUAUUUGCAGUGCUAAGCUUCACAUCUGCUGGAUUCUUGCAAUAUUAUAUCCAUCAACAUGAAAUUAAUUCCGUCUCAGUUUUGUGGCAAUUUCCUCAAUUUUUAUUCAUCAUGAUAGCUGAAAUGUUGAUAUCUGUGCCUGGCUUAAAAUUUGCAUAUACACACGCUCCGGGGAAUAUGAAGUCAGUCUUAACUGCUAUAUUUUUCAUCAAUAAUGCAUUAGGGAAUUUAAUAGUUGUUGGAGUUACAGAGCUGGACAUGUUUAAGGAUAGAUGUAUGGAAUUUUUCUUCUACGCAUUUCUUAUGCUGCUUGCGGCUAUAUUCAUUAGAUUGUUAUCAAGGAGAUACGAAAUGACUGAUAGUCAAGUCGAGAUGAACAUUAUGGAUGAAAAGGUCAUCGAAACUUAUGUUUAUGUGGAUGAGGUCACAACAGCUAAUAUGGAAGAGAAUGUUUAUAGAACAAGUGACGUUGAGUGCUGA
Messenger RNA from Chironomus riparius, 1662 nucleotides. Lineage: Eukaryota; Metazoa; Arthropoda; Insecta; Diptera; Chironomidae. The record is from the annotation of a GenBank genome assembly.